GAUGGUGAUUGUAUAGCUGAGCUGAUUCAGGUGUUUACAACAGACAACAGUAUCCAGCUGUUAGCAAAGAUGGAUGCCACCAUCAAGCAAGAUUUGCCACCUCCUGGAGGAUAUGAAAAAAUUCAGUAUGCUCGUAAUCCAGCAAAAACAUUCUUUAGAGGAGGAAGGUUGCUUGCUGGAUUUAUAAUUCUCAAUGGCUGCACCACCUACUAUUACUUUAACCAUGUUUAUCCUGGAAUUCUCCAUCGGAGGGUUGAAAAAAAAGGUUCACAUUUAGCAACCUUGCCUUUGCUGUUGGCUGAACAGGAUAGAGCAUUCUUAAAGCACUGCAGAGCUUUGCGAGAUGAAGAGGAGAAACUAAUGGCCAAUGUCCCUGGCUGGGAGGUUGGGAAGUGGAAUGGACAACCAGUUUUUAAAACACUUGAUAAGGAUGUUUUUUCUAAUCCAAUCCUUAGUGAGUACUAUUGCCAUGCCCCUUACAUGGAUUUCUACAAGAAAGCUAUGGAAGAGGCAAUCCAAGUUUAGUUUUCAUUCCUGAUGUAAAUGUGAAAACAGGAAAAUCUAGUAAUGAGUAUUGAA
Molecule: messenger RNA, 579 nt
Organism: Daphnia pulicaria
Lineage: Eukaryota; Metazoa; Arthropoda; Branchiopoda; Diplostraca; Daphniidae
Gene: ND-B16.6
Product: NADH dehydrogenase [ubiquinone] 1 alpha subcomplex subunit 13-like
Exons: 4
Coding region: 70-525 (151 amino acids)
Source: RefSeq, a predicted model, not a curated record